CUGAAAAAGACGACCGCUGGCAGUACACGCAACAGCAUUCUGAUUCAUCAAAUAUAACAACUUCUCUGGAAUUGGGAGAUACUAUUUCUCUCCGAAGUGAAUUUAAAAUGGAUGAAAUGGAAGAAGAAUUAAAAUGUCCUGUCUGCGGAUCUUUUUUCCGCGAGCCGAUCCUUCUACCGUGCUCUCACAACAUUUGCCUGGCUUGCGCUCGGAAUAUCCUAGUACAGACACCAGACGCCGAAUCUCCACAGAGUAGCCGUGCGUCUGGCUCGGGGCUAUCUGAUUAUGACUAUCUAGACCUGGAUAAGAUGAGCUUGUACAGCGAAGCGGACAGUGGAUAUGGCUCCUAUGGUGGAUUCGUAAGUGCCCCGACCACCCCUUGCCAGAAAUCCCCAAAUGGUGUGCGUGUAUUCCCCCCUGCCGUCCCCCAACCUCCUGCUCAGCACCACUUACUAGGACACCAGGGCUCUCUACCCCCUAUCCCCCGGAACUCCUGCAUCACCUGCCCGCAAUGCCAUCGCAGCCUCAACCUGGACGAAAGGGGGCUCCGCGGGUUUGCCAAGAACCGGGUGCUGGAAGGGGUUGUGGACCGGUACCAGCAGAGCAAAGCAGCCGCCCUCAAGUGUCAGCUCUGCGAGAAGAGUCCCAAAGAGGCCACUGUGAUGUGCGAGCAAUGUGACGUGUUCUACUGUGACCCUUGUCGCUUGAGGUGCCACCCCCCUCGAGGUCCGCUAGCCAAGCAUCGCCUCGUGCCCCCGGCGCACGGCCGGGUAAGCCGUCGGACAAGUCCCCGGAAGAUCUCUACCUGUACAGAGCACGAACUGGAGAACCUGAGCAUGUACUGUGUUCAGUGCAAGAUGCCGGUGUGUUACCAGUGUUUAGAGGAAGGGAAGCACGGAACACAUGAAGUCAAGGCUCUGGGAGCUAUGUGGAAACUACACAAGGGCCAGCUGUCCCAGGCCCUCAACAUCCUGUCUGACAGAGCUACCGAGGCCAAGGAGUUCCUGGUUCAGCUGAGGAACAUGGUGCAGCACAUCCAGCCCGCUGAUGGUCCAGGGAGACCGUUACUAGUGACAUCAGGGUGGGGAACACUGAAGGAGAACGGUGUGGAGUUCGAAGCCUGUCUGGUGGCGCAGUGUGACGCCCUCAUCGACGCCCUGAACCGACGCAAGGCCCAGCUGCUGACCCGCGUCAACAAGGAGCAUGAGCACAAGCUGAAGGUGGUGAGGGAUCAAAUAUCUCAUUGUACAGUGAAGCUGCGCCAGACAACAGGCCUGAUGGAAUACUGUGUGGAGGUCAUCAAGGAGAACGACCCCAGCGGGUUCCUACAGAUCUCAGACGCCCUGAUCAGGAGGGUGCACAUGACGGAGGGCCAGUGGGGGAAGGGAACCCUGACCCCCAGGAUGACCAGUGACUUUGACCUGACCCUGGACAGCGGGCCCCUGUUACAGACCAUCCACCAACUAGACUUCGUACAGAUGAAAGUCCCAGCAGCCCCCAUGCUCCAGCUGGAGGAGUGCUGCACCAUCAACAACAGCGCCACGUUGUCAUGGAAACAGCCACCGCUCUCCACCAUCGCCGUGGAUGGAUACAUCCUGGAGCUGGACGACGGCAACGGGGGACAGUACAGGGAAGUGUACGUGGGGACGGAGACGAUCUGCACGGUGGAUGGACUCCACUACAACAGCACCUACAUGUCCAGGGUCAAAGCCUUCAACACCAGCGGUGUGGGACAGUACAGCAAGAUACUGGCCAUGCAGACCUCCGAGAUUGCCUGGUUCACCUUUGACCCCGCGUCUGCCCACCCUGACAUCAUCCUCUCCAAUGACAACCUGACGGUGACGUGCAACAGCUACGAUGACAGGGUGGUCAUGGGUAAUUCAGGCUUCUCCCGCGGUGUGCACUACUGGGAGAUCACGGUGGAUCGCUAUGACAACCACCCGGACCCUGCGUUUGGGGUUGCCCGCGGCGACGUGCUGAAGGAUGUGAUGCUGGGGAAAGAUGAUAGGGCCUGGGCCAUGUACGUGGACAACAACCGCUCCUGGUUCAUGCACAACAACUCACACACCAACAGGACGGACGGGGGCGUCAGUAAAGGGGCUACAGUAGGAGUGUUGUUAGACUUCACCAGAAGGGUCCUCAUCUUCCUCAUCAACGACGAACAGCAGGGUCCUGUGGCCUUCGAAGGCAUCGAGGGGCUCUACUACCCUGCUAUCAGCCUCAACCGAAACGUACAGGUGACCCUGCACACCGGCCUGCCCAUUCCUGACUUCUACACUCCAGGGGAAGCAGACCUGUCUGGCUCAGUGUGUUAAGGAGUUGACUCAGCACUGCAGUGAAGCAAGAUAAGGGGCUACGUCCCAAAUGGCACACCCUAUUCCCUUCAUAGUGCACAGGGCUCAUAGAGGUCUGGUCAAACGUAGUGCACUAUAUAGGGAAUAGGGUGCCAUUUGGGACUCAGAGAAUGGCAACAAGCUGCUCACCUUCUGGGCUCUCUAAGUGUGGAUCCCAAAUGGCACCCUAUUCCCUGUAUAGUGCACUACUCUUAGCUAGACUCAUGCUAAAAAGUAGUCUGCUAUAUAAGGAAUAGGGUUCCGUUUAGUGCUCGUUCAACUCAUAGCCAUGUACACAUCACCACAUCCCUAUUCCCUAGCUUCUAUAGACCAACCAGGCCCAUUGUCAGGCGUCACACAGCGCAACCGUCGCCUGUUGAUCGCAGGACCAGCGUUGGGUUGGAGUGACGUCAGAGUCUGACGCAAGACAAUGCUCCUGCCCUCUACAGACCACUGGACGGUCCGGACCCAUAGGCUUGACUGUACAGUACAAGAUACUCUCAAUACCCAGCCAUACAGUUACUGUACAUACUUACUGAGCCAUCAACACCCAACUGUCAACUGGAAAUGGAACUCUGAUUUGGCUUAAUUAUUAUGAGUGGUUGAAAAGUGAACUAGAUUCAUCCAUCUAACCAAUCCAAGAAGAUUACUUACUGCUCAUCACCAGAUUCUAGAACCCCUCUAGACUCUAGAACCCUGCCCUGUUAGUUCUGGUUCUAGAUCUCUGAAGAAGACAACAUAAUAUGUCAUCAUAGAACCUUUAACUUUAGACAUUCUCUGUGUCUCUCUCUGUCUAUCUGUCUCUCUGUCUCUGUCUUUGUCUCUCUCUGUCUCUCUCUCUCUGUCUCUCUGUCUCUCUCUGUCUCUCGCUCUCUCUCUGUCUUUGUCUUUCUCUCUCUGUCUCUCUCUCUGUCUCUCUCUCAGCCACACACACACACACAACGACCCUGUUACCAUAGUCUGUACAAACCACUUCUCCACACUAACAUUUCAACAGAAUCCUUGUCCAACCAAACACACAUACAUGAGACUGCAGAAUGGAACAGGAGUGGAUUACCCUUGAUGACAGCCAGGGGGAGCAGAAGAGGACACUCAACUACCUGCUGAAGAGGCCCGCUGGGCCAAAACUGGUUGAAUCGACGUUGUUUCCACGUCAUUUCAACCCAAAAAAUUAAAUGUGAUGAAGUUGAAUCAACGCGAAAAACUGAUUGGAUUUGAAACAGAGUAAUCAACGCAAGGGAAUUCUGUCAUUUCUUUCACCAAACUUGUAACUUCAAUCCAAUGACAUGCUGACAUUUUGUUGUUGAUUUCACGUUAGUUGACAAGUCAACCAACUGUAUAUCAAAACUAGACGUUGAACUAAUGUCUGUUCCCAGUGGGGGAGGACUGGCUGACGGAUGUAAUGAUCCCUGACAGAAAGCAAUAGGGUGAGUUCCAAAUAGCACCCUACUCUCUUUGUAGUGCACUACUUUAGACCAGGGCCUAUCGGGUAGUGCACUACAAUAGAGCAGGGCCCAUAGGGUAGUGCACUACUGUUGACCAGGGCACAUAGUUGUUUGCUGCUCUCAAACUGGCCCGUAGGUUUCUGGUCAAAUGUAGAGCCCCACAUAGAGAACUGGGUGCCAUGUGGGACGGACUGCCAUGUGGGACGGACUGCCAUGUGGGACGGACUGCCAUGUGGGACGGACUGUCAUGUAGGACAGACUGUCAUGUGGGACGGACUGUCAUGUAGGACGGACUGUCAUGUAGGACAGACUGCCAUGUAGGACGGACUGUCAUGUGGGACGGACUGCCAUGUGGGACGGACUGUCAUGUAGGACAGACUGUCAUGUGGGAUGGACUGCCAUGUAGGACGGACUGUCAUGUGGGACGGACUGCCAUGUAGGACGGACUGUCAUGUAGGACGGACUGCCAUGUGGGACGGACUGUCAUGUGGGACGGACUGCCAUGUAGGACGGACUGUCAUGUAGGACGGACUGCCAUGUGGGACGGACUGCCAUGUGGGACGGACUGUCAUGUAGGACGGACUGCCAUGUGGGACGGACUGUCAUGUAGGACAGACUGUCAUGUGGGACGGACUGCCAUGUGGGACGGACUGCCAUGUGGGACGGACUGUCAUGUAGGACAGACUGUCAUGUGGGACGGACUGCCAUGUGGGACGGACUGCCAUGUGGGACGGACUGUCAUGUGGGACAGACUGCCAUGUAGGACGGACUGCCAUGUGGGACGGACUGCCAUGUGGGACGGACUGUCAUGUAGGACGGACUGUCAUGUGGGACGGACUGCCAUGUGGGACGGACUGCCAUGUGGGACGGUCCGCCAUGUGGGACGGACUCAUGUGGGACGGACUGUCACGUAGGACAGACUGCCAUGUGUGACGGACUGUCAUGUGGGACGGACUGCCAUGUGGGACGGACUGUCAUGUGGGACGAACUGCCACGUGGGACGGACUGCCACGUGGGACGGACUGCCAUGUGGGACGGACUGCCAUGUGGGACGGACUGCCAUGUGGGACGGACUGCCAUGUGGGACGGACCGUCAUGUGGGGCGGACUGUCACGUGGGACGGACUGCCAUGUGGGACGGACUGUCACGUGGGACGGACUUUCACGUGGGACGGACUGCCAUGUGGGGAGGACUGCCACGUGGGACGAACUGCCAUGUGGGACGGGGACGGACCGCCAUGUGGGACGGACUGUCACGUGGGACGGACUGUCACGUGGGACGGACUGCCAUGUGGGGAGGACUGCCACGUGGGACGAACUGCCAUGUGGGACGGGGACGGACCGCCAUGUGGGACGGACUGUCAUGUGGGACGGACUGCCAUGUGGGAAGGAUUGCCAUGUGGGACGGACUGGUGGGGGUGGU
Messenger RNA from Oncorhynchus kisutch (coho salmon), 5200 nucleotides. RefSeq names its product E3 ubiquitin-protein ligase TRIM9. Gene Ontology annotation, cellular component: cytoplasm. Gene Ontology annotation, molecular function: protein binding; zinc ion binding. NCBI's taxonomy places the organism in Eukaryota, Metazoa, Chordata, Actinopteri, Salmoniformes, Salmonidae. The transcript is spliced from 11 exons. Bases 108 to 2315 code for a protein of 735 amino acids. The record is from RefSeq and is a predicted model, not a curated record.